GUGUAUUGCUUUCGGAUUGCUUUCUUGGCUGCCUUAACUGUCUGAAUGGAAAUAGGAGACUUUUUGUCCAUAUGUUUUCAUUGCCAGUUUUUAGAAGAACGAUAAGAACACUCAGUUAUGCGAAGAGAAAUAUAUCGACCAUUCUUCACCGAUCGCAGGAUGUAAAUUUGUCACAAUUUUCAAGCAUACGUCAUCGUGUAUUUAUUUGUUUACAGUCGCAACAGAUUUGUACCUCAACAAAACCAAUGGCUACAUCAGAGAAAAUCGAAACUAUUUCUACACAAAUGGAUCAAUCAAAAGAAUCCAUCAAUGUGAAUCUUUCCAACUGUUCCUCUGCUUGUGAUGUCUCAGGAACAGAAAGUCACUUAAAAGUAACUCCCCCGUCAUGUGUAGCUGGAAUGAAGAUUCUUGAUAAGGAGAAAUUCAAGAAGAAAGUCACAGUGCAAGCAUUACCAGUAAAAAAGAAGCAAUUGCAACUAUUUGCCAAAUAUUUCGAAGAGUGGAUAUUUAAAGAGUGUCGGGUAAAUUUGAAGAAUAUGGACACUGAAAAAGAAAAAGAUUUCAAAACCCUAGUUUUCCAUCCAGAUAAAGUAACAUGUUUUCAAGAUCUCGGAGAAGACUUUAGGAAUCAAUUGAUUAAAGCUGAAGUUGACUUAAGUAAUUGGUUUGAAGAUGAAGUGGAGUUGAACUAUGACAGUUGGAAAGCCAAAGACAUUCUACAGGCAAUUGUUCCUAAAGAACUAGGAAUAGUGUCCGGUUACUCCAUUGUUGGCCACAUCAUACACUUGAACUUGAAGGAAGAACUCUGCGAUUAUAGACAAAUCAUUGGUCAAGUGUUGUUGGAUAAAAAUAACUAUAUCAGAACAGUUGUGAACAAACUCAACAACAUUGACAACACUUUCCGAAACUUUCAGAUGGAGGUCAUUGCAGGAGAAGAUGACACUAUCACAACAGUCAAGGAAAAUGGAGUUUCAUUUAAAUUUGACUUUGCAAAAGUCUACUGGAAUUCAAGGCUGGGUACAGAGCAUGCCAAGAUAGCUAAUCAACUGGACAAGAAGGAUUUGAUGUUUGACGUGUUUGCUGGAGUUGGACCAUUUGCAGUUUUAGCCGGGAGAAGGGGUGUAGAUGUGUUUGCCAAUGACUUAAACCCACAUUCUUACAAAAGUCUGUUGGAAAAUCUUGCUAUCAAUAAAGUGAAAACAAAAGUAAAUUGCAGCAAUUUGGACGGCAGAGAUUUCAUAAAGUUUGUCAUGAAACCUGAACUUCUAAGAAGAUGGGAUUUAAGCUAUACAAGAUAUCAUAAGACAUAUGCUGUUAUGAAUCUGCCUGCCUUAGCUGUGACAUUUUUGGAUGAAUUCAUCGGUCUAUUGUCAGACAGAGCUAGUGAUCAGGAUACUUUCCCAGAUCAUCUGAUUCCUUUUGUUCAUUGCUAUGUCUUUGGGAAGGCAGAAAAUACUAGUCAAGCUGCCAAGGAGCUUGCAGAGGAGAACCUAGGGGAGCCACUACCAGGUGAUGCUACUGUAAGGUUUGUGAGGAAUGUAGCUCCAAACAAGGACAUGUAUUGUGUGGUGUUUAAUUUCCCCAGACACCUGCUGUUCAGGAGUGAUGGAAAGACUGCAAAAUCUCAACAACCUUCAGAUGAUGAGCCACCAGAGAAAAAGAAGAAGCCAAAUGAAGAACAGUGAUACUUUGUUUACUAUGAAAAAUAGUGAUAUCAUGUGUAUGAACAUAAUAUUUCUGACAAAAAAAUAUGAGAGUGAUUUGUGGGUUAUUUCACAGAUCUGAAAGUACAUAUGUUAAUUGUGAGAAGUAUUUACAUUAUAAAACCAACACAUCAAUCCAUUUGGUACUUCUUUGGUUUUUAUUUGACAAGUGGAUAUCAUUUGUCAAUUUCUUUUUUAAUUCCAAAACAUAUUACCUAACUAAUUAUGUAAAGCUGACCUGAUGAGUAUUGCCAGCUAGCUAUAUCUACCAUGUUGAUCUUCAGGACAGUGCUUCCAAUACUGAAUGAACUGAAAGGGACAACUUCAAGUUCAAAUUAAUAAGAUCAUUCAAUUUUUAUCUCGCCUGCCCAAAAGGCAAACUAAGCUUAUGUCAUGUUGUCCAUCUGUCAUCUGCCAUCCAGCCAUCAUCAAAAUUUUCAUUUAAACACCUUCUCGAAAAUCAGAUGAUAGAUAGUCAUGAUAUUCAACAAGCAGGGAUGGAGCCCCACAAAGUCUGCAAAGAAGAAACACCCUUGACCCAUAUUCAAGGUCAUAGGAGUCAAAUUUGUUAAAAUACUCUAAUUGCUUCUUCUGAUUUUUAACAACAAAGUCUUGAAUCAAGAUAUUUUACUUGUAUUUCUCUGGAUGACACCUAAUAAAGUCUAUAAAAUGAAAUUACAUUGACUUAAAUUCAAGAUCACAGGGGUACACUCGAAACACUUCUCUUGUUGAACAAAUUCAAGGUCACACUCGAAACACUUCUCUUGUUGAACCAAUCCAUAUGAAAUUGGGAAAAAAUGACAUUCAAAGAAUUGACCACUUACUUAUCAUGUCUGAUCAGGAGUUUAAACCCUGGGUUAAAGGCAAGUGUGGUACCACUGUGCCACCACCAAAUAAAGUUUACAAAUAUUGAAAAAAAACCUCUGUUUUCUGAUUAACCAAAUGGCCCAUAAACAAGAUGUUUGGCUGGUACAUUUUUAGGCUACAGGAGUCGGUUUUAAGUUUGACUGAAAGGCAGAGAAUCGUCAAAACUGUAAAUACAAUUUAGCAACACAGGCCCAUUCAGCCUCUUGUUUUGCUAAAGCAGCAACAACAUUUAUGUAUUUACCAGAAUGUUAUUAGCAACAGGUACUGUUGCUUCUGGGGCAAUACAGCUGUGUAAAUUAUAUGACCCAGUAUUAACAUACAGUGACUAAUUAGAUGUUUUUUUACUGUAAAUAUGACUGUAUAAUAAAUAUAAAAUUUCUAAACUUGGAUUAUCACAAAUAUUGUUAAUUUGUUAUGGCAGCUCUUAGUAGAUUUUUGUGAUGGUUACUCCAUGCUUGUAUCAUUCAUAAAGUACUAUAUCUUUGUAGAAUGUUGAAGUCUUUCUCCUGGUACACACUAUCAAAGUGUGCACUUUGUGUCACUGUGAACCAGUUCAUCCAAUUACCUAACUUGCCCAGACAAAUGAUAAAGCUUGUGACAGUUUAUAUCACUUAUACAUGUUGACAUUGCACUAUUUGUAAAUUCCAUAUGUAUAUGGUUAAAUAGUGAGUGUAUUUAAUCUGUAUACAUUCAUCACAAAGUUCUGGUUUCAACAAAUAUUGUAAUAAUUCAUUCAUGGAUCACUAUAAUCAAGUUUCUUCCCCCAAAAAGACAUGCAUACAUAUAUGUAUAUACAUGUAUAUAUUAUAUUGUAAUUCCAUGAUUUAGUGAUUUGGCAGUUUUACCAGAAUUUUAAGAUAUUACACAAUGCCAUUAUAUAAAGAAGAAUUUACAUUCUUCAGGAGGUAAGCCUCCAUACGGUAUAUUGAAGAAGAAAGAAAUUGUGUCUGAAAAAAAUGGAGAGUACCCAGAUAGAUUGACAUGGAGACCCUUGUAAAAGUACAAGCAGAAUUAAAUUAGUAAAUCACUUGUGAAAAAUAUCACUUUUUUCUGAUUUGAUCAAAACACUGCUUACAAGCGACAAUCGGGGAAAAAUAAAAGCUGACCUGGUA
This is a messenger RNA of Pecten maximus, 3682 nucleotides long. Its product is annotated as tRNA (guanine(37)-N1)-methyltransferase-like. Gene Ontology annotation, biological process: mitochondrial tRNA methylation; tRNA N1-guanine methylation. Gene Ontology annotation, cellular component: cytoplasm; mitochondrial matrix. The record is from RefSeq and is a predicted model, not a curated record. Lineage: Eukaryota; Metazoa; Mollusca; Bivalvia; Pectinida; Pectinidae. The coding region runs from base 72 to 1685 and encodes 537 amino acids. The transcript has 4 exons.